This is a messenger RNA of Suillus clintonianus, 1390 nucleotides long. RefSeq lists its product as uncharacterized. Gene Ontology annotation, biological process: maturation of 5.8S rRNA from tricistronic rRNA transcript (SSU-rRNA, 5.8S rRNA, LSU-rRNA); maturation of LSU-rRNA from tricistronic rRNA transcript (SSU-rRNA, 5.8S rRNA, LSU-rRNA). The coding region runs from base 26 to 1390 and encodes 454 amino acids. The record is from RefSeq and is a predicted model, not a curated record. The transcript is spliced from 8 exons. Gene Ontology annotation, cellular component: nucleolus. NCBI's taxonomy places the organism in Eukaryota, Fungi, Basidiomycota, Agaricomycetes, Boletales, Suillaceae.
AACCCAACUUGAGGCAGCACAAAACAUGGAUCCCAUACGCAUGUUGAGAACCUGCCACGUGUUCCCGAUAUGGAGACGUAUGUCAGACGAACAGGAAGACGAGACAGUUGGCCUGGAUGAGCAGGUUUACGAUCCGUUAUUCGUGACUUUGCUCGUUGCCCAAACGCUUGCCCAUCACCCUCCAGCGCUUCGUCACUUGAAUGGGUCCAGACGUUGCGAAGCCUCGCUCGGCUUGUUGGCAAGGGUGUGGAAAUCGGUGGAGCCUUCGGAGAUGCAAGAAAAGCAGCACGCACUGUACAUCUUUAACUCCCUGAAGAACCUUGUCAAGCCCUCAUCCGAUGGUCCUCCCUCACGGCUGCCUUCGUUUGCAGUCAUUUUUUAUCCUUCCAAUUUCAUCUACCCACGCACGGCACGUUUCCUUCUCCAGCACCCAGAACUCGACGUGACUGAUGUGCCAAUGCUAUAUGGCAUACUUUAUGGGAGUUCGGAUGACUGGAAGAAAGGGCGUGGAUGGAUCGUUAGGUUCCUGUCCGACGGGAUGAUGACGCCAUCGCUCCCCAUUCUCCAACAAGCCGCUCGUGUGACGCUACGAUCAAGUCUAGCGUCGCAGACUUCAACUUUCCAUCUGUCGCAAGUUCUCACGACCGCACUCGGCAUUCUCGAACAGCUGGAGGCUUGCAUAGAUUUCAGCAAAUCUAGUUCCAUCAACGGACCUGCCAUCCCUUCUAAGCCGCCGUACCACGGUUAUGGGUUGCACAUCCAACUACCAAUAACUGAUCCCCUGCGUGCAUGGGGUAAUAUUGUCGAAGACUUACUACUAUGGCGGGCGAGUAUGACACUUGACGAAAAUUCCGCGCCUCUGCCCCUGAGGAAUGUUUUUCGUCAGCCGUGCUGUCGCGGUUCAUCCGCGUGGAAGAAGUUUUCGACUGCUGGUUCGAAUCCAUUCUAUACAUUGUUCAUCCUUUCAACUCGUCUCUUCAGUACUGCGGUCCUGGAUGCACGAUUAGUUCACUUCCUCAUGUUCCCCGACGUCAAGGAAGAGUACUUCGAUGAGAAGAACUCAUUGACUCGACCUGCGCUCGCCCAAAAGGUCCUUCAAGUUGAUCCAGCGUUGACGCCGGUACAAGCGGCGAACCAACCUGUCCUCAAAAUUCGGGCGAUCUCGUCAACGUCCACCAGCGUAUUGACUCGGAUGAGCGACUCUUUACCGUGCAAUAAGACGCAUGCACUGCGUCGAUUCAUUCGUCAGCCCAACUACCCUACUACUGGACACUGGCUUUUUGCCUUGGGCGCAGUGAUCAAUGAAUCAGUACGGGACACGUGGCGUCUGACUAUGACGGUAAACUUCAAAGUUUCUGCAUCUGUUCAAAGCGAGAUGUCAUCCCGCUGA